GAAGGGCGGGGUCUCACUGGGGAAAGCAGCACGCGUCCGGCCGGAAUCUCAACCCGCCGCUGCGGCAGCGUUCCGGCCGGUGCUCGGCGGACCAGUGGAGUGCUGCGCUGGCGGCGGCGAUGGGGGCGGUGGGCGUAGGGUUGGUGGACUGUCACUGCCACCUCUCGGCCCCGGACUUUGACAGCGAUCUGGAUGAUGUUUUGGAGAAAGCCAAGAAAGCCAAUGUUAUGGCUCUUGUGGUGGUUGCUGAACAUUCAGAAGAAUUUGAGAAGAUUAUGCAGCUUUCAGAAAGGUAUAAGGGGUUUGUCCUGCCAUGUUUGGGUGUUCACCCUGUGCAAGGAGUUUCACCAGAAGACCAAAGAAGUGUCACAUUAAAGGAUUUGGAUGUAGCUUUGCCCAUUAUGGAGAAUUACAAGGAUCGAUUAUUGGCAAUUGGAGAGGUGGGACUAGAUUUCUCCCCCAGAUUUGCUGGCACUGAUGAACAGAAGGAAGAGCAGCGACAAGUCCUAAUCCGACAGGUCCAAUUAGCCAAAAGAUUAAAUUUGCCUCUAAAUGUUCACUCACGCUCAGCUGGAAGACCCACCAUCAGCCUCUUAAAUGAGCAAGGUGCUGACAAAGUACUUCUGCAUGCAUUUGAUGGCCGGCCAUCUGUAGCCAUGGAAGGAGUAAGAGCUGGGUACUUCUUCUCAAUUCCUCCUUCUAUCAUAAGAAGUGGACAGCAGAAACUUGUGAAACAGUUGCCUUUAACUUCAAUUUGCUUAGAAACAGAUUCACCUGCACUAGGACCAGAAAAACAGGUACGAAAUGAACCCCAAAACAUUUCCAUUUCAGCAGAAUAUAUUGCCCGGGUGAAGGGGAUCUCAGUGGAAGAAGUUAUAGAAGUGACAACACAGAAUGCAUUGAAACUAUUCCCCAAGCUUCGGCAGCUGCUCCAGAAGUAGCUUCAAAACCAAAUCUGCUGCAGGGAGCAGCAUCCGAGAGAAAGAAAUGUUCCGAUUAAAACUGAGGGUUGACAGGGGG
Felis catus (domestic cat) is the source of this 1020-nucleotide messenger RNA. RefSeq names its product TatD DNase domain containing 3 (gene TATDN3). The record is from RefSeq and is a predicted model, not a curated record. Gene Ontology annotation, molecular function: hydrolase activity, acting on ester bonds. Bases 120 to 941 code for a protein of 273 amino acids. The transcript is spliced from 10 exons. Lineage: Eukaryota; Metazoa; Chordata; Mammalia; Carnivora; Felidae.